GGGGAAAUGGCUUCUUAUGGAGAGGGGGAGAAGUUGCUGGUCAGCUAAGCGGCGUAAUAAGAAACCGAGGGCGGAACCCGCUUGUAGAAGAAUUAUUACAUAGGCCACCUAAAGAUGGUACGGAGGAUGGAAAAGAGUGGCAUAAUGGAAAGGAUAUUUGACCUCGCCCUGGAGAUCAUCUGCCUUCUGACCGGAGAGAGUUUCCCUGCCGUCAAGAAGUCUGGUGACCGCAUGACAAUCACAGUGCCUCCACUUCACUCCCUGACUCCGGAGAAACACAAGAAGCGAAAGAUUCUAGAAGUCACCAAGAAGAUGAUGGAGCUGCUGACAGGAGAGGUUCCUAUAAGGUGUCAGGAUGUCACUGUCUAUUUCUCCAUGGAGGAGUGGGAGUAUUUAGAAGGACACAAGGAUCUCUACAAGGACGUCAUGAUGGAGAAUCAGGAGAUCCAACGGCACCAGCAGAGUGGAAGCCUGACUGAUUUUAAUGUUAUUGUUAAAGAAGAAGUUGACGAUGAAGUAGAUGAGAACGACGUCACAGGGGAGUCAGAGUUUUCAGAAGGGUGCAAAGAUCUCGACAAGGACGUCAUGAUGGAGAAUCAGCCGCCCCUCACAUCACCGGAUGGAUCCAGUAAUGGGAACCCACCAGAGAAAUGUCCCCGCCCUCUGUAUUCCCGGGAUUCCACACAGGAAGGUCACACCACCCCCCACCAUCAUCAGGUUGGACUUGAUACGAAAGAUGAGCGUAAAGCAGAAGAAGAAGAAGAGACGUAUGCGCUAGGCGAUCGGCCGUCUGCGGAGGAGGAGGUGAUGAUGGUGACAAUUAAAGAAGAGGACUUUUCUUCGGAUUUCGAGACAGCCUUUGGACACAGCGCCAAAACCACCCUGGACCAUUGUCUCUCCUUACCGCCAUAUCGUAAAUUGGAAGAUGGUGGCUUCACACAAGACGAUCAAGCUGAAAACCCCAUCACCCCCAACACGAGACUUCGCAGGGCAGAUGGAUCUCCAGAUUCCUAUAACGCCAAAGACCUGAGCCGCAAAUCUCACACUCGGAAAGUCCAUCCGGGGCGUUACAAUGCCUACAGAAUAGCUAGUCCCUCUAAUCCCGAGGAAGCCUCUCUCGGUCAAACAGACGCCACACUCCACAAGGCCCGAGUUGGAGGCAGUGAGAUGUUUUCCUGUUCCGAAUGCGGCAAAUGCUUCACGUCCAAGUCCACCCUUCGCGGCCACCAGAAGGUCCACACAGGCGAUCGGCCGUUCCCGUGCCUCGUUUGCGGGAAGCGCUUCUUGCGCAGGACUCACCUUAAUGUCCACCAGACCACCCACAUCGGCGACCGGCCAUUCAAGUGCUCCGAGUGCGGCAGAGGCUUUGCCAAGAAGUCCGACCUGCAGACUCAUGAGUUCACCCAUUCGGGGGAGUUUCCCUUCUCCUGCUUUGAGUGCGGGAAAGGCUUCUCCCGGAAGUCCCACCUCCUGAGGCAUCGGAGGUCCCACACAGGGGAGCGCCCUUUCUCUUGCCCAGACUGCGGGAAGUGUUUCGUGGACAGGUCACAGCUCACCGCACACGAGAGGUUUCACACGGGGGAGAAGCCGUAUUCCUGCUCGGAGUGCGGGAAAUGUUUCUCGGGUAAAUCAGGGCUGAAUAAACACUGGAAGGUCCACACUGGAGUGAAGCCGUACGCCUGCAGCCACUGCGGGAAGUGCUUCCGGGGCAAGUCGCAGCUCGUCCAGCACCUGAGGGGGCACGUGGGGGCAAAGCCUUACACGUGCUCCUACUGCGGGAAGAACUAUGCAGUGGAGUCCCAGUUGAUCGCUCACCAAAGGUCUCACACAGGGGAGAAGCCCUUUUCCUGCUCAGUGUGUGGCAAAUGCUUCGGCCACAAGCCGACACUGGUCAACCACAUGAGGAUCCACACGGGAGAGAAACCGCACUCGUGCACGGAGUGCAACAAGUGUUUCUCGCGCCACGCGGACUUGGUGGCACACCGGAGGACACACACGGGCGAGCGGCCCUUCCCUUGUUUGCAGUGUGGGAAAAGGUUCCAGAGAAAGACACAGCUUGUUAAACACAUGCAGCAGCACAAAGAGGCUGAGGGUCCCGGAGGACAGGACGAGGAAUCUGAAAGUGGGCAAACGCCGGAGAGCUCGCAGCAGUGAUAGGAGGCGAUGUGGGCAACGGUUCCACAGCACGUGAAAUUUGGUGAACACCUCAGAGUUCUUGGAACUGCUGUAGAGUCAAAUCCAGAUCUCCAAAUGAUUGGGGGUAUCUAGAGGACGUGAAAUUUGGUGAACACUGGAGAGCUCUUGGAACUACCGUAGAGUCAAACCUGGAUCUCCAAGUGAUUGGGGGCAUCUAGAGGACAUGAAAUUUGGUGAACACCUGAGAGCUCUUGGAACUACCGUAGAGUCAAAUCCAGAUCUCCAAGUGAUUGGGGGCAUCUAGAGGACGCAAAAUUUGGUGAACAAUGGAGAGCUCUUGAAACUUCCAUAUGUUGGUGGCCUUCCAUAUGUCUGGACUCCUCCAAUAGCUCCCUAUGUGAUAGCAGAUAUAUACUGUGACAGGUUCUCUUUAAUGAGACAUCGGGGGUCUAUUAGACCCUUAAUCCUUCCUGAGUUCUUACUAACCAGGAAAGAUUGGUGAACAUCCAUUCACUGGUCUCCUCCCUCUCUACCCAUCAACACCUGCCAUGUAUGUACCGGGUCUGUAGGUGGGAUAGUGAAGCCCAGGAUUCAUGUAGGGAGGGGGAGAAACCACCUUAAGAUUCCUCCUCAUUGGACAUUUCUGGGGGAGGGAGGGGGCACAUGGGGAGGUGGAGGAACCACCUUAAGAUUCCUCCUCAUUGGACAUGUGAACAUCCAUUCACUGGUCUCCUCCCUCUCUACCCAUCAACAUCUGCCAUGUAGGUCCCGGGUCUAUAGGUGGGAUAGUGAAGCCCAGGAUACAUAAAGGGAGGGAUCACAUGGGGUGGUGGAGGAACCACCUUAGGAUUCCUCCUCAUUGGAUAUUUCUGGGGGAGGGAGGGGCCACGUGAGGAGGUGGAGGAGCCACCAUAAUAUUCCUCCUCAUUGGACAUUUCUGAGGGAGGGAGGAAACACAUGGGGAGGUGGAGGAAGCGCCUUAAGAUUCCUCCAGUUGGAUAUUACUGGCAGAGGGAGGGGUUACAUUGGGAAGUGGAGCAACCA
Messenger RNA from Rana temporaria (common frog), 3180 nucleotides. RefSeq names its product gastrula zinc finger protein XlCGF57.1-like. Gene Ontology annotation, biological process: regulation of transcription by RNA polymerase II. The record is from RefSeq and is a predicted model, not a curated record. The transcript is spliced from 9 exons. NCBI's taxonomy places the organism in Eukaryota, Metazoa, Chordata, Amphibia, Anura, Ranidae. The coding region runs from base 115 to 2154 and encodes 679 amino acids. Gene Ontology annotation, molecular function: RNA polymerase II cis-regulatory region sequence-specific DNA binding; DNA-binding transcription factor activity, RNA polymerase II-specific.